AUGGAUUAUCAUCCAGGAAAGGCAAAUGUCGUAGUAGACGCAUUGAGCAGAAAAGUAGCGGUUGAAUUACAGGCAAUGUUUGCUCGGCUUAGUAUUAAUGAUGAUGGAAGUUUGUUAGCUGAGUUAAGAGUCAAGCUGAAUCGUAUUUGUAUCCCAGCUACUUUUGAGAUUAAAAAGGUGAUUCUCUUAGAAGCACAUGAUAGUACUUUUACUUUACACCCUGGUGGAAUGAAGAUGUAUCAUGAUCUACGAGAACUGUAUUGGUGGCCAGGAAUAAGGAAAGAUAUAGUCGAUCAUGUUGGUUUGUUACAGCCCAUUACUAUUCCCGAGUGGAAAUGGGAUUGCAUUACCAUGGAUUUUGUUACAGGAUUGCCAUUGUCAGUGAGUAAAAAGAAUGCCAUUUGGAUGGCUCCAUAUGAAGCACUAUACGGUCGAAGAUAUCGAUCACCAGUAUGUUGGACAGAAUUAAAAGAAAGAAAAGUGAUUGGACCGAAAUUGAUUCAAGAGACAGAGGAAACAGUUAAAAAGAUUAAAGAUAGACUGAAAGCCGCACUCGACAGACAUAAAUCUUACGCAGAUUUGAAACGACGAGAUAUUGAAUAUUCCUUUGGUGAUAAAAGAUAUAGAUCGGAUCCUUCUCAUAUCCUUCUCACUGAAGAAAUUGAAAUUCGAUCUGAUUUAACUUAUGAAGAAGAGCCGGUUCAGAUACUGGCUCGAGAAGUGAAAGAAUUAAGAAAUAAACGUGUUCCUUUAGUUAAAGUUUUAUGGAGAAGUCAUAGUGUGGAAGAAGCGACUUGGGAACUAGAAGAGACAAUGAGAGAACAAUAUCCUCAUCUCUUCUCAGGGGCCAAAUGGGCAAUUAUGUCAAUUGCCAAAUUUGAGGCGGCAUAA
Gossypium raimondii (Peruvian cotton) is the source of this 891-nucleotide messenger RNA. RefSeq lists its product as uncharacterized. NCBI's taxonomy places the organism in Eukaryota, Viridiplantae, Streptophyta, Magnoliopsida, Malvales, Malvaceae. The record is from RefSeq and is a predicted model, not a curated record. The transcript has 7 exons. Bases 1 to 891 code for a protein of 296 amino acids.